GUGGAGGGCUCAUCGCUGCUGUACUCCUUGGCCAGGGGCUCUCACAAGUCUCUGUAGUUUCUGUUCCUGAAAGGGAGGGCUUCCGUUCUCAAACUGAGCUCCUGUGAUGACGUGCUGAUGCUCAGCUGCUAGCUGCAGUGUCACUGCAAUGGCUGAAGGGCGGCUGUUGGAGUCUCGCAAUGAGCUCACUCUCCCAGGAGGGAGAAGAGCAUCCAGUGCAUCACCCGGCAACUGCAACCUGCCCGUGAAAUUCCUCUCUAGCUCUUGCCUCAGUUAGGCUGGCCUGCUUCUUCACUUUAAGGGUGUGUGCAUGGAACAGCCGACAGGUUUUAGAAUGAAGUGCUCUGCAAUAUACCUAAGAAUACUUUCAUCAGGUAAAGCAGACAAGCAAUGUGUCCAUCAUGAUGGAGCAUGCCUGUAAGGUGAGUGAGAAAAUGUAGUGGAACAGACUGGAAGAACCGACGAGAACGGAAGGUUCUCUCAGCUUUGGAAUUUUACGCUAUCUCACAAUGUCAAAGAAGGGUGCCAGCUUUCGAGCUAAAGGAGAAAGACCUGAUGCCCUAGCUGCCUUGCAAGCUGCCAAUGAAGAGCUCAGGGCAAAACUCACAGACAUUCAAAUAGAGCUCCAGCAAGAAAAGAGUAAGGCCAGCAAGUUGGAGAGGGAGAAAAAUCAGGAAGUUAAGCAGAUCAAAGAACACGAACAGCAUAAAAACAUAGUGAUUGUAACAGAACUGAAGGCUAAACUUCAUGAAGAAAAAAUGAAGGAGCUCCAGACUGCUAGAGAAGGACUUAUAAGACAGCAUGAAGGUGAACUCCUUAGAGUCAUAAAAAUUAAAGAUAAUGAAAUCCAGAGACUACAGGCCUUACUAACUACUGUGCGGGAUGGGACACCUGAUAAGGUUAAGACAGUGCUUUUCUCUGAAGCAAAGGAGGAAGCCAAGAAAGGCUUUGAAGUGGAGAAAACCAAAAUGCAACAGGAAAUUUCAGAGCUCAAGGGAACUAAAAAACAAGUGGAAGAAGCUUUAUCUGUGGUCAUUCAAGCAGACAAAAUGAAAGCAGCAGAGAUACGGAGUGUGUAUCACCUACACCAGGAAGAAAUCACCCGAAUAAAGCGAGAAUGCGAGCGGCAAAUUCGCAGGCUGAUGGAGGAGAUCAAAUUUAAAGACAGAGCAGUCUGCGUGCUGGAAAGAGAGUUAGGGGUUCAAGCCGGGCAUGCUCAGAGACUUCAGCUCCAAAAGGAGGCUUUAGAUGAACAACUUUCCCAGCUCAGAGAGGCUGACCGACAUCUGAGCAGCCCCAAGCGGGAACUUCCUCAUGCAAGUGGUGCAGGAGACACUUCAGAACAAUCAGGAAGUCCUGAACAGCAGUUAGAUGAGAGGGAUGCCCGGCGUUUCCAAUUGAAAAUAGCUGAACUAAGUGCAAUCAUCAGGAAACUAGAAGACCGGAAUGCUUUACUGUCGGAGGAACGAAAUGAGCUUCUGAAACGUCUAAGGGAAGCAGAAAGUCAGUACAAACCACUGUUAGACAAAAACAGGCGCCUAAGUAGGAAGAAUGAGGAUUUGUCCCAUGCCUUGCGCCGUAUGGAGAAUAAACUGAAAUUUGUGACACAGGAGAAUUUAGAAAUGAGGCAAAGGGUGAGGAUAAUACGAAGGCCCAGCUCUCUGAAUGACCUUGAUCACAAUCAAGAUGAAAGAGAAGUUGACUUUCUUAGGCUACAAAUAAUGGAACAGCAAAACAUCAUAGAUGAACUUUCAAAGACCCUAGAAACCGCUGGCUAUGUGAAGAGCGUAAUAGAACGUGAUAAACUAUUAAGGUAUAGGAAACAAAAGAAGAAAUUUGCAAAAUUUCCCAAGAAGCCAGUGGUAGAGACAUUUUUCGGAUAUGAUGAAGAAGCUUCCCUUGAAUCCGAUGGCUCUUCUAUCUCAUAUCAAACUGACCGAACAGAUCAGACCCCCUGCACACCUGACGAUGACUUGGAAGAGGGCAUGGCAAAAGAAGAAACAGAACUGAGAUUCCGGCAGUUGACCAUGGAAUAUCAAGCCUUACAGAGGGCAUAUGCUCUGUUGCAAGAACAGGUUGGAGGAACGUUGGAUGCAGAACGAGAAGUUAAGACUCGUGAGCAGCUUCAAGCAGAAAUCCACCGAUCCCAAGCUCAAAUAGAGGAUCUAGAAAAAGCACUUGCUGAGCAAGGACAGGACAUGAAGUGGAUUGAAGAAAAGCAAGCAUUGUACAGAAGAAACCAGGAGCUUGUCGACAAGAUAAAACAAAUGGAGGCAGAAGAGGCUCGGUUAAAGCAUGAUGUUCAGGAUGCAAAAGAUCAAAACGAGCUCUUGGAAUUUAGGAUAUUAGAACUCGAAGAGAGAGAAAGAAGAUCGCCAGCUAUCAAUUUUCAUCACAUUCCUUUUACUGAGGGGAAGAGCCCCCUGCAGGUGUAUUGCGAGGCAGAAGGUGUGACUGAUAUACUAGUAGCAGAGUUGAUGAAAAAAUUGGACAUUUUAGGGGAUAACGCCAACUUGACAAAUGAAGAGCAAGUUAUUGUAAUCCAAGCAAGGACAGUUCUGACACUGGCAGAAAAGUGGCUACAGCAGAUAGAAGUGACAGAAUCGGCCCUACAGCAGAAGAUGCUAGACUUGGAGAAUGAAAAGGAACUAUUUAGUAAACAAAAGGGAUAUUUGGAUGAUGAACUUGAUUUCAGGAAGCAGUCUCUGGAUCAAGCACAUAAGCACAUUCUGGAAUUAGAAGCCAUGCUGUAUGAUGCCCUACAGCAAGAAGCCGGAGCCAAAAUGUUAGAAAUUCUCUCAGAAGAGGAGAGAGAGAAGUUGAAGAAUGCUGUGGAACAGUGGAAACGACAGGUUAUGAGCGAACUCCGAGAAAGGGAUGCCCAGAUUCUCCGGGAAAGAAUGGAACUCAUUCAGCAUGCACAACAGAGGAUUAAGGAGCUAGAAGAAAGAAUUGAAGGCCAAAAAAGACAAAUAAAAGAAUUAGAAGAAAAGCUUUCAUUCUUUGGUCAUAAUACCUCCAUUCACCUGCAAAAGCCUACAGAAAAAGCUAGAAAUUCUUCUUUCAUGGAACAACUUAACAACGGGUGCCACAAUGAGAAGAAAAGCAGACAUUUCAAUUUCAAGAACCUAGUCUACAUACUGUAUUUUGACAUUAAAGACUGACGAUCUAAUCUUUUGAUCUUUUUUUAUAAAGAAGAUAAAUAAGGACUCGUGAGAAUUCUAUUUUGAAGUGAUCUUCUGGCAAGUGUAAUUAUAACUUUUUACAAAAUAGUAUUAGAACUGUCAAAGAAGAAAGCCAAAAAAAUUAUUAACAAUUACUGGCUUCCUAUAAGGAAGCCUCAUCUUUGCUGCUCACAACAAUUUCAGCUUUACAUAAAAAGCAGUAAAUUCAUUCCAAUGAAGUGAAUAUAUUCUGGUUUCCUGCUAAGCAGGCAGUAAACUGCUUCUGUGAAGAAGUGAACAUGUCCUGUUUUGUACAUUGGUCCUCUGUAAUGUUCUUCAUAGUUGUUUGAAAACACAUUGUGAAUGA
Messenger RNA from Heteronotia binoei (common prickly gecko), 3531 nucleotides. It is a transcript of the gene JAKMIP3, whose product is annotated as Janus kinase and microtubule interacting protein 3. The coding region runs from base 510 to 3164 and encodes 884 amino acids. Gene Ontology annotation, molecular function: microtubule binding; kinase binding. The transcript is spliced from 24 exons. NCBI's taxonomy places the organism in Eukaryota, Metazoa, Chordata, Lepidosauria, Squamata, Gekkonidae. The record is from RefSeq and is a predicted model, not a curated record.